AUGUCUAUUUGCUCUUCUGUUACGAGUUUUUGGCAAAGUUUAAUAAAUAAAUGAGCCUCAGAAUCCACUCCCUACAAAAAUUUACUUUAGAGUACUACUGCUUUGAAUCAAAUGAUGUGUUCGAAGAGGCUGGAAAGUCAAAUGAGAAGAAUAAUGACAAAGGAAAGAAAGUUCCAGAGACGAGAGUUGAUAACGAGAAUGAUGAAAUUUUGAAACAAUAUUUAGUUGUGAUGCAAAACAAUAACCAACCAUCGACAGUUAAAGGUAUACAGUCAAAUUCUUUAAUUACAGUAAUCUCGCAUAACUUUUGUCACAAUAUUCCGAAUUUCGUUUCGACGUUUGCAGGUUUGUUGCAAUUAGUUUGAAGUUUGUAAGUUCACAAAACCAGUUUAUAGACUAAGCAUUUGAUUGGCUUCUUGCAAUUCAUGGACCAAUUAGAAGCUUUGUUUACAGACCAGCUUGCGAAUUUCAAUACUCAACUUUUCAACUUCGAAACGGAUUUUGCGAACUUUCGAAUGAAUUUUGGAACAAUUUAGCAAACGUUUAGUGAAAUCAACUGUAACAGACACUUUAUAGUGAAGUCCUCAAAUGACAUGCAAAAAUUUUUUUACUUUCAUGCAGCAGAGACCUCAAACAAGAUUUGAGUUGACCCCCGUAGGUGUAACCUGUUUAGUCUGAUAAACAUCUGACCACUUUGUCUUGGCCAGACAUUUGUCCUUCUAAACAAAAUAAUUAUUUGCAGGCCUAGCUGCCAGGUUUGAAUCUGUAUCUGCAAUUAGUAUCAAUAUUUUUUAAACUAAGAAAAAUAUUGAAUGGCUCCCUUGAAGAUCCUUGCAAGACAGGUGCUCUACAAAAAAUUCUAAUACAAAUUUCUGCUGGAGGUUGCCCCAAAAUUCCAAUUGGAACAAAAUCCAAUAGAAAUUUAAAUUUUCCAAUGCAAUUUAACUUCCAAUGGAAAAAAUCAUUGCAAUGGAAAAUUGACCCAGAUAUUUUCAACUGGGAAUACAAUUCCAAUUGAUAUAAUUAUGAUUUAUGACAUACACUAUCUCAAUGGGAAAUUUAGCUCUGCAUGACUCUGCAAAAUUUCACAGCAGCCCUAUGUGAGUCAUGGCUGAGAUGAAUAAUGUCGCCAAAUGUUUUCUUAAAUUUAACUAGAUCUCGCAACUGAAAAAGAUCUUGAUAUGAAUGAUGGUGAAUAUGCUGACAAUGAACCAGAUGAGACGGUUGAAAAUGAUAUGGAUGAUGACAAUCCCGAAGCAAAUGAGAUGCCUGAGAAAAAUGAUCAUGGCAAACAUGGCUCUGCAGGUGAGAAUAACAAUGACAGUUGCAUAAUAAUCCAGAAUGAAUAUUAUAUGGUGGCAACUGUACAAUGUGUAAACAAGUUGUUGGAACAGCAUUCUCACAACUUGUUAACAAACUUGCUACAAACCUGUUACGAAAAGUCUUGUUGACAAGUUGUUGGAACAGGAUUGUCACAACUUGUUAACAAGCUUGCUACAAACGUGUUGCGAAAAGUCUUCUCGACAAGUUGUUGGAACAGCAUUGUCACAACUUGUUAACAAGCUUGCUGCAAACCUAUUACAAACACAUCUUUUUGAGAAGUUUUUGGAAAGCAUUGUCACAACUUGUUAACAAGCUUGUAGCCUGCAUGGCAGGCGGUACGUAGGAAAUACCGCCUGCCGCAAAACUGGGUGUAAAUGAACUACCGCCCCUGAAGCAUCAAAGCUAUUUAUAGAUGUCAUUAAGUAAAUAUUCAAAAUUAGCCACUCCCAAGUUGCUCCCAAGUCCCAACUGCCCAACAUAAAAUAAAUUCCUUCAUUCUCAUCACCGCCCGACUGAAUUUUAAAAUCCUCGUGAAAAUGUUUUAUAUUUUGUUAUACAAUAUAAAUGUACCGCCCGAAAAAAUAAUUCAAGACAGUUAAUUUUUAAAUAUUUUAUAUAGGGUUUUUAUUGCCAUUUUAAAUUUCCAAUUUGAAACAAACAGAAUUUUGAAUGAAAUUUCAUUGUAUUUUAAAGAAAUUCAGUCAUUCUGUCAUUGUUCGUGGAGAUACGAACUAUUGAUAUAUAAAUUAUAUAAAUAUAAAAUAUAAAAAAUAAAUCUCCCACUGUCUUUGACAUUUCAAAGUGUAGACUGUGUCUAGUGAUGAGAAUCAAGGAAUUUAUUUUAUGUGUAUAAACCAAGCCCGUUUAGCUGCCUUAAAACGGUGGUUUAAUAAGCUCAAAAUACAAAGCAUGCAAGUCUAUACUAUAGAUUCAUCACUAUCAGUCAACAACCAAACUGAAAGUUUUGAACCUUAUAGAACGAUAGUUUUUAUUUGUUUUAUACAACUAUACAUAUUCAACGGGUAUAUAAGAGUUUAACUGUUAUUUGAUAAUUACUGCAUCAACCGGCCCCUACUCCCUAGUUCAUACUUUGGAGGUUCGUAUAUCUAUCAAGUAUCUUUGGUUCAGAACAUGACGAGUAUGACGGGCCUAUAUGAAAAUCCCACCGUUCGAUUCAGUGAAGAAAUAUCUCCUAAUUUCUAUCGAUAGUUUUAGUAAAAUGUCAACAUUAUUGCGAUUUAUGGUCUUUGAAAGUCAAGCGAGAUCGUAUAUUAUCAAAUUAAUACGCAUGUAAUUGUCUGAACGAAAAUAUAGACUAGCCCAUACCUUUCGCUGAUCAUAACUUCAGCCCCUUCGGACGUAUCUUCUUUGUUAAAUAUUCUUGUACGAAUCGCUAUCAAAAACACUACUUAUAGAGUGUUAUUUUUCAGCUUGUAUCUUUAAAUUUGCUUCUUUUAUUUAAUAUGGUAUUCCAUUUCUGGUCUGACUUGACGUGAACUAAUUAGUGAUGGGCGAUACCGAGUACUCGGUAUUCGAUACCAGCGAUACCACAAACAGCGGUAUCGGUAUCGAUUACUGACGUGGUAUCGUUCGAUACUUGCACCCUUUUUUAAACGACUUGUUUAAUUUCACUUCUUGGUUGAAUAAGACUUAAUAAACCACUAAAAUAACUCUUAAUAUUCCAAAUGUGGUGCGCCAACUCAUGUAUAGAAAAUAUUUAUUACGUUUCGGGCUUUUGGUUUACUUAUAGCUUUAUUUAGGUUACAUACAGUAAUGUAAAAUGUUUUUUCCGCUGACCGGCAGGUAUCUAAAGUAGCCGAUACUAGAAAUUUAAGUACUCACUUCCGGUAUCGAAAAUUGAAAUUUUGUGUUCAUUUUGGUAUCGAAAUAGGUAUCGGUAUCGGCCGAUACCGAUCUUAAAAGUAUCGGUAUCGGUAUCGAAUUAAAAAUCCUGGUAUCGCCCAUCACUAGAACUAAUUUCAAAACGUCAAAACAUUUGGUUAAUGAUUAACAUUUAACCGAAUUUAGCCGUUGAUUGACAACUACAUAAAAAUACUAACCAAUCCGUUUUUUCCGUUCACCAGCGGACGGGUAAUUCAAAAACCCCUAGUUUUGCGGCAGACGGUAUUUCCUUUGCUUCCCUAAUUUUUGCUGCCCGUAGAAAUACCACCUGCCAUGCAGGCUAACAAGCUUGCUACAAACGUGCUGCGAAAAGUCUUGUCGACAAGUUGUUAGAACAGCAUUGUCGCAACUUGUUAACAAGCUUGCUACAAAUGUGUUGCGAAAAGUCCUGUCGACAAAUUGUUGGAACAGCAUUGUCACAACUUGUUAACAAGCUUGCUACAAGCCUGUUGAGGAGACAUCUUGUUGACAAGUUGCUGGAACAGCAUUGUCACAACUUGCUAACAAGCUUUCUACAACCCUGUUGAGGAGACAUCGUGUUGACAAGUUGUUGGAACAGCAUUGUCACAACUUGUUAACAAGCUUGCUACAAACCUGUUGAGGAGACAUCGUAUUGACAAGUUGUUGGAACAGCAUUAAUUGUCACAACUUGGUAACAAGCUUGCUACACACCUAUUGCAAACACAUCUUGUUGACAAGUUGUUGAAACAGCAUUGUCACAACUUGUUAACAAGCUUGCUGCAAACCUACUGCAAACACAUCUUUUUGAGAAGUUGUUGGAACAGCGUUGUCACAACUUGUUAACAAGCUUGCUACAAACCUAUUGCAAAGACAUCUUGCUGACAAGUUGUUGGAACAGCAUUGUCACAACUUGUUAACAAGCUUGCUUCAAACCUAUUGUAAACACAUCUUGUUGAGAAGUUGUCAGAACAGCAUUGUCAUAACUUGUCAACAAAUAUCUUGUUGACAAGUUGUUGGAACAGCAUUGUCCCACAACUUGUUAACAAGCUUGCUGCAAACCUAUUGCCAACACAUCUUGUUGACAAGUUGUUGGAACAGCAUUGUCGCAACUUGUUAACAAACUUGCUACAAGCCUGUUGAGGAGACAUCUUGUUGACAAGUUGUUGGAACAGCAUUGUCACAACUUGUUAACAAGUGUGCUACAAACUUAUUGCAAACACUUUUUGUUGAGAAGUUGUUGGAACAGCAUUGUGACGAAUUGUUAACAAGCUUGCUACAAACUUAUUGGAAUCUAUAUUCUUGUUGACAAGUUGUUGCAACAUCAUUGUCACAACUAGUCAUGUCCAAUACCAUGAGAAAAUAUUGGGGAUGAUUGCGACUCUUUAAACACCCCUCGCGCGAGUGUUUGCCAUGAUUGUGUGUGUUAUAAAACUAAAUUUUCCAUUGACAGACGAAAGCAAAGGAAAUAACGAUGAACAGGAUGUUCUCCAUGGCCUGAAGUUUCGUCUGGAUGGUUUCACGGAAGAACAGGAAACUCAACUGCAGGAAGAUAUUGAAACCUAUGGAGGCAAUGUUUUAUCAAAUGAAUCAAAUAUAAUUGCAGAUUUUCUAGUUGCGCCCUUGAAUUAUGAAUACGAAGAGACCAGAGCUAGGAAUGUGGUAAGCAUUGGGAGUUCGCGCGUUGUUGGCAUGGUACAAAACUUACCUACAAUAAGUAGAAUCUUUUUUAUGCAAUUUUUACAGAUACAGAAGUCAAAUUUGCUUGGUUUUCCCCCAACCCUCUAGCCAAGUUUCAAGGCCUGAGAUAUAUUUCGUACACUGCAAAAGUUUAAUAUCAUAUCUUAACCUCCCUAAUGUAAGGAAAACAUAGGGUAUGAAACAGCUGAUCGUUUUAUUAUUGCUGCUAAUUAAAUCUUUCUAUCCGUUUUCUAACUUGUGUUUAGGUGACAUAUUGUUGGUUAGAACGUUGUGUAGAAUGUGGUCAGUUAUUGGACCCAAAUAGCGAGUUUCUCUUCACUCCAUUCUCACUGCCAGAUGAUGUGUUUCCACUGCAAGAUUGCGUCAUUUCUGUUAGUCAGUACGCUGAUGUAGAGAGAGAACACUUGAUGCAUUUGAUAGAAAUUUUAGGUAGGUAAUAAACUGCCCAUACUCAAUCGAGAUAAAUAUUUUGAUUUUAUCCAAAAUACCCGGGUAUUUAAGGUCCAGACACACCGAACGCGAUUCGACAGAUUUUUCGAUUUUCAAUGACCGAUAACUUUGACCCUGGUUUAAAUUUUCCAAAUAUUUAGAAGCGCUAUAACAUUUUGAGUUAUUUGGUCUGGAUAUCUUUUAAAAUUUCCUUCCAUUGGCUGUUUUAUUAACUUUCAAAAAUUGCAAAAUCGCGCCGCAUUGUCGAAUCGACCUUAACGCCUAUAUUCUAAAAGCUCACUCACACUCAAAGAGUGGAAGUUCAAUCUGAGCUUCUCUUGAGUGUUUGUGCUGUUUUUGUAUAGCUGGAGGGUGAGUAGUCACAUAAUGAGGUACGAGACUAAUCCUCCAGCUAUUCAAAAACAGCACUGACAUUCAAGGGAAGCUCAGACUGAACCUCCACUCUUCGAGUGUGAGUGAGCUUUUAGAAUACAGGCGUAAGGCUUACUGAUUCCAACCUCUGUUUCUUUGCUAAUGUUACUCCGGGUGUCUCCACACCGCCCAAGCUGAAAAAUUGCUUGGCCGCGGUGGGAAUCGAACCCGCAACCUUUGGUUUGCUAGUCCAACGUUCUACCGUCUGAGCGAAGAGAUAAGUCAGUUCGAGUAUGUGAUAUGUCAGAACUCAAUCUAGUUCCCUCAAUAUCAACACCAGAACCACCAGACGUUAGAUCACAAGGUAUACUCAGGCACAGAAUAUUAUACACAAGUCCAUCUCCAUUGUUUUUUGCAUAAGCGCUAUUCGUCACUCGGCAAGUACAGUAAACAGAAGAAGUCACCCCCUGGAUGUGUGCUAUUUUGAAUAUUUCCAGGGGGGUGACUGCUUCUGUUUACGGUACUUGCUGAGUGACGAGUCAUGACGAAUAGCGCUUACGCAAAAAAACAGUGGAGAUGUACUUCUGCAUGGUAUUCUGUGACUCAGGUAUCGAAUAUCAUUUAUUCGAACUGACUUGACGUCGUACAGUAGCUCAGUUGGUAGAGCGUUUGACUAGCAAGCCAAAGGGCCACUAAUUUAUCAGUAGCUCACGCUUACUGUCAUGUGUUACCCUCGGUAAAUAAAGUCAAUGAAAUGAAAUGAAAUGAAAGGUUCGAUUCCCACCAUAGUCGAGCAAUUUUUAGCUUGCUGGGUGUAGGGACACUCUAGAGUAACAUCAAGAAAAAAUUAACCACCACAACCACUUCUAUUAUGUUUUCCCAUUUGUAUAGGCGGUUUUUUCCAGGAAUAUUUCUCACGUGCCACUAAAACAAAUCUCCUGGCCAACACUCAUCUUAUUCUUCAAGACCCACUUGGAUCUAAAUACCAAGCUGCUGUAAACUGGGGCAUUCCAGCUGUAAGCACUGAGUGGUUGUACGAAUGUACCCGAACUGGUAACAAGGUCCCUGAAACACCUUAUGUACUGUCAGCUGAGAAAUCUCCUAGGGAGAAGGGUCAAACAGGGAUAGAGAAGGGUGAAACAGGGGUAGAGACGAAACAACAGGCACAGUUAGAGAAUAAGACCAACAGUGUAUUCAAUGAGUUUACUGUGCCUCAAAGAAAAGGCGUCAAGGAAACCGGGGCAGAUAUUGAAAGUCAUCAGGAGACUGGGGAUAAGUCAGAACCACCGUUGAACAAUCAGAAAACAAAAGGUAGGAUGUCAUGUGAUGUUGUAGUGUGACGUCAUCAUUGUAAUUUCAAUUACAAAUUUAGGGUUGAGUUGCAGAAAUUCUGGUCAACAGGCUUUUAAAUUCAUUAUACCUCGUAAGCUAGUAUGAUGGCCUCGUCAAGUAUUUCUUAGUCAUCCAUUAUUAAAAUAUAUAUGCUUUUAUGGCUAAAUAGACUAAUGCUUGCAGUGGCGUAGCCAGCCCGACAAUUGGUCCCGCUAUGCAAAUUCAAAAUUAUUUAUCAUUAUUCAUUUCUUUAGAAAUUGAUUGUUUUCAUAGGCAAUGAACACGAAAAUAUUUGCAUAGCGGGACUAAAUCGUCGGGCUGGCUACCUGCUUGAUGUACCAGGAUGUCCAAAAAUUACAGACGUAGGUUACUGUAAGCUGGACCAUUAUCUGUUCGUUCUUCUCUUCUUUUACUCUUCUUGGUCCGUUAAACCCAUUUCCCACUAGGCGAAUUUGUUUCACGCGAACAGUAAAAAAGUAGGAACUGAUCCAACUUUUUCGCGGCGAAUUUUUCGCUGACCAAUCACAUUGCCAAGAUUUGUUUUUCGCUUCGUGCGAACAAACUCACCUGGUGGAAAAUGGGCUUAAAGCUCAGAGAGGGUUUCGCCGUUGCGACAUCUCUGUUUCCAAAGAUUUCGAUUUGUGGUAUGGCUUCCCUACGUGUUAGGAUCUAUACCAGACUUCUUCUGGCUUUGAGAAGGUCCUUAAAUUUCCUUAGCUGCCCCCAAGCAAAUCCUCGCCGUGCUCUAGUACUGAGUAGAACAGAGCAAUUAAAUAAUAAUAACUUGUUUUAUUAUUUUCUCUCUUACCCUUACAAUACUGUUAUUUAUUGUGCGAAGAUUAUACGUUUUCUACGAAAGAGGUAAUUUUUAAACAAUCGCAAAUUGUGCUUUAUAGACAAAGGAGUGGUGUCGUCCUCGAGCAGACAACCAAUCAUAUUGAAAGUCCCGCCAUUCUUCGGCAAACCUCAGCGCCCUUCAUUUGACUUAACGGAUGCCCUGGAAUACCUUCAAUCACCAUGCACAUCCUCUGGCAGUAGCAGCGCUCACAGUCGCUUGAGCCGAGGUAGCAGGAAUAGCUUUCUUAUGGAUGACUACAUACAGGAACAUUUACAGGCUGCUUUGAAGAAUUCUGGUAAUCUACUUGAGUCUCAUAAGAGUGGUCAUGAUGGAUCUACUGCUGAUAAAGAGAUAUCUACUAUUGAUAAAGAGGGAUCUACUGUUGAUAGAGAGAUAUCUAUUAUUGUCAAAGAGGGAUCGACUGUUGAUAAGGAAGGAUAUAUUGUUGAUAAAGAGGGAUCCACUGUUAAUAAAGAAGGAUCUACUAUUGAUAAAGAAGAUCAUCAGGAGGUGAAUAAACUCUGGUUUAUAUACGAAAGCUAGAUAGCCCUCUUUACCGGAUAGUGAUUUUUUCGUGAUUUCUAAAAACGUCCGUUGAUUGGCAUCAGAUAAACUUUAGUAUUUAUAAAUUAAAGUAUGUUUUUAUUAAAGUGCGACUAACCACAAAUAUGAUUUUUGGUUUGUGUAAUAUUUGGGUCAUUCGAAGGAGAAAUGUAGUAUAUCUUUAUAAUAAAAAAUCCCAUCUUGAUCAACUUUUUCACUGUCAAAGUUUCCGGAUAUGAUGUUAUUAGGUGAAUUGCAAAUUAGUUUUCCCUUGUUUUUUGUACCAAAAAUUCACUUAAUGACAUCAUAUCCAGAAUCUUUGACAGUGAAAAUUUUGAUCAAGAUGAGGUUUUUUACUAUAAAGAUUACAUUUCUUCUUAGAAUGACCCAAAUAUUACACAUACCAAACAUUAUAUUUGGGGUUAGUCGUACUUUAACUGUGAUGUCCAUAUCCGUUGAAUAAAUUCAUAGCAAAAGAUUAACAAACAAAUAUGUGAUUAAUUCUUCUAAGAUAGCUCUAGGUUAAGACAGUUGUUUGUGUUUUUAGGAGAAAGCAUCAAACGACCCUUCUAUCCUUCGUGGUGUUGUACUUGCUGUCUCAAAGAAAUGUGCAAAACAAUUGUCCGAUAUUUCCAACAUGGCGACAUCUGUUGGUGCUCAAUAUAAGGGCAGCUUGGAUAAGAAUUGUACGCAUUACAUUCACGAGGUAUGUUCUUGAUUGUUUUCACAACCCAGGGGUCGAAAUUCACAUUUUUUUGUACCAUACAGCCGGAAUAGUAGAUUUUUAUAUUUACUAUUCCGUCUGAAGAUCCACUAUUCCUUAAUGUACUGUUUCUGAUUUUCAUGAAAUCAUCCUUGAGACUCCUAAAGUGAACAUGUACAGAACAAAAAAUAAACAUGUACACUGCAUUGCUCUGUACAGUGAUGAACAAAUUAUUAAUAAAAAACAAAGUUCAAACACUGAAAUGAACUUGCGAACUUUGUUGUGAAGUUGGCGCCCAAUUUCCGAACUUGGAAACGUAAUUGGCAAGUUCGCAACGAACUUGGGUACCGCGUGUUGACUUGAAAUCGACAAUAAUAUUGCUGCAAAGAAAUUAAAAUACACAAGUACUGCAAGCGAACAAGAACUUAGCUACGAAGUGGAACAGUGGCUCAAAGUCCGGUAUAAAGUGAUAUAUUAUAGGAUCAGAAAAACCCUUGCUUGUCGAUAUUUGGUAUCACAUUGGUACCUACUAUUCCGUCACGCAUUUUAGUAUAUUCGGAAUAGUGGAAUAGCGGGAAUUUCGACCCCUGCAACCCUUAUACAGUACGUUCGGUUAGCGCGUUGUUUGCUGUUCAGUGACAAGUCAGGUGGGCUUAUAAUUUGUUUCAUUUAGGGUCGUCUAACAAAAGACCAAAGAAAAACCAAGGGAGUACAUGUAGUCUCACCUCACUGGCUGUAUGACUGUAUCAAACAACAACGUCGUCUUGAUGAAAGUUUCUAUCCUUCUAACUACAAUCCUAAACUUGCAUUGUCUGUGGUCAAGACAAGGAGAUCUACACGAAGUACUAAAGAUGUUGAGGUAAGUUUAGGAUAGAAAGUGUGGGUGCUAAUCCAUAAUCAUCUCAUCCUCGUUCCCAGGGCUUCUCGGCUACGUCAGGCAACCGAGAAGUCAUGGGAACGAGGACGUAAUCAUCCACUCUUCCAACUGAAUGCUGGAUUGCAAAGGAAGCAGCUCACGCAUGACCGAGCUGACAUUUUACUUGGGCGCUUGUGGCUGCGCCCCAUGUCUGAUCACGGAGUGCAGGUAAGGUGGUUGGGUGGAAAGAGUUCAGCUAAUGUGGAAUUGUUUUGUUCGUGUGGAGCUACUGUGAGGAACACCACUGUCAAACAUCCGCGUGUUUACUGCUUGCACUCGAAAGACUGGAACUAGUAUUGUCUAGCAAAAUGUUUAAAGCAAAUUACGGGAGUUUAAACUCAGUAUAGCUUCGUCUUGACAUGUGGAAAAAGUGGUGACAUUCCCUACAAUACCUUGCUGUGGCCGUUUCCUUAUAGUAAACGGUUGACCACGUUGUUACUAUGAGGUUGGAACAUAGGUUGAAAGAGCGCAGCUAAGGUUGGAAGGACGAGGGAGGAAAACCGUCUGGAGACAAACUUCAAACAAAAGGAGACAAACAACCACAACUCUACUAACACGAGUUUUCGAUCACAUCUGUAUAGUCAUGCAGAACAGGAUAAUUUCCCAUCAAAAUAAUAAUACCUUGCAGUAACUUAGCGUUAAGAGCAGAGCAGGAAUAAAGGAUUUUCUUCCUUCGAGCACAACCUGGAGAAUACAAUUUCCUGCAGACCAACGGAGUAUUUUUGUGCUAAAUCUGCAUGUGCAUAAACAUAUGAUGUUCUAGCUGACCAUGGCUUUAAAUUCAAGGAAUAGUGUUUGUCAACCAUAUGUUGUUGCGCCCAUAGUGGGACAUGGGUGUUAAGGUUUCCUUCAAAUUUUCAAUAGCGAAUCUUCGAUCAAAUGAAUUUCCUGCAGCUGUUUAACAUUUCCUACGAGCAGUGCUCACGUGCUCGCCUAUUUUUUUACCCCUAGGUAAGAGACAGAGUGCUAACCACAUCAGCCAUACAUGCUUCCCAAAGCAAGAUUAGCUAACGCACAAUAGCGAUCACUUUGAAUUACCCACGAUAAUCGAAGUACACUGUAGCAAAAAAGUAGCGAAUAUACGAAAUAAUAGACAAUUUGGAUGUUAGACAAUUUUUGAUCUAGGCAAAAAAAGUGAACUCCCGAAAAGAACUUACUAAAAUUAGUAAAAUUGCAAAAUUUGGUUACGAAAUGGUUUAAAAAUAUGGAAAAUAUAGCCUUGCGGAGUUUGCAUAUUUUGUAUAUGUUUGUAUUACGUGCGGAAAUUGUUACCAUUUCUGAGCCGAAAAUGGUAACAAUUUUCGCGCGUAAUACAAAAUGUGCAAACUUUGCAAGGCUUUAUUUUCCAAGCUUCGCAACAUUUCGCAACCAAAUUUUGCAAUUUUACUAAUUUCAUUAUGUUCUUUUUAGCUGUGGUGUUUGAUUUCCUUCUCUUUACUUAGAUUAAAAUUUAGUCUAACAUGCAAAUUGUCCAUUGCAAUACAGCCUCGUCAUUUUGGUUUAUGAAUUAUAGGAUGAUACAAGUAUUCAUACAUCAAAAUCAAUGACGGAGAAGAUAGACAACACUUCAGCUGAUCCCCGGAAUGAAGAAGAUACCGAUAAAGAACAGGGGGGCGCGUCACCCGAGACCACGACAGAUGAACGUACGAAGGAUUUCCCAAUGGAUGAUCUUAAACAAAGUGAAUUGGAAGCGCUAGAAGCGAUUAGUCAGAGUUCUGUACAAAGUGAUUCGUUGAGAACUAGAGAAGAAAUUAAACAAAUACACGAUCUCAUGGAGUCGAUGAAGGUAAUUAAUGGAUAAUUCAAGCUAUCGACUAAUUUUGUAUCUAGACAAGAAAGACGAAAUCUAUCAUUAUAGCUCAAACGAGAAUCCAAAAAUACAAAACAAUAGAUACUCCGAAAAUUGAAAAUUUUUUUUUCAAUUUUUUUUUUCAUUUCAUGCACCACUUUCGGCUCAAAAGUGGUGCAUUUUUCUGCACGUAAUACUAGAACACUCAAAAUUUGCUAAUUUCACAGGGCUAUAUUUUCUGUAUUUUACAACAUUUCGCAACCAAACUUUGCAAUAUUACUAAUUUUAGGAUGCUCUUUUGAGCUAUAGUGAUAGAUUGCGUCCUUCUUGUCUGCAUCAAAAAUUAAUCUAUAGCUGGAGUCACCUAUUACUCCACCGUGACCGAGUCAAAGAUUACCUAGGGUGUUUCUGCUUAUCACCAUACGACCACUGCAUACGACCCAUUUCUGAUCACGGAGCCUAACUAAGGUGGAAGGGUUAAGGCCGUUUUCAAUUUCAACCGUAUACCGUAACGUGUUGUAGCAUUUUCAUUAGUUCCACUCAUUGAACUAUAAAUAAACUGGAAGGCUAACUCAGGGGGGGGGAAUUGAAGCCAGUGCAUUUUAGUUUUUCUGAGUUAUGAGCAGAAAUACUCAACACUGAACGUUGGACUAUAUAUCAAACUGAAGCUAUUGAAAAACGCUAUUUGGUGUAGAAAUUUCAAGACUUUAGCUAAAAGGGAAAUAUUGAAAAACUACAAACAUAAUUACCGAUAAUUUGCCGUUUUGCAGUUGUUUUUGUAUUUUUUAAAUAUUUUUCUUUUCGCUGAAGUCUUGAAAUUUCCACACCAAAUAGCAAUUUUCAGUAGCUUCAAUUUGAUAUAUAGCCCGACGUUUGGGGUCAAGUAUUUCUGCUCAUAACUCAGAAAAACUAUUUUGGCUUCAUCAAAUCAUAGGCCUUCAUCAUAGCAGUUAGCCUUCCAGUUUAUUUAUAGUUCAAUGGUUCCAUUCCAGUACUCAGGAAACAAAGAAAUACGCUUCGGUGGAAAACGACCUUUACUUUUUGGUAAGAGAGUAGAAGAGAACCUGAGUAGCCGGGAAAAACCCUCGUAGCACUGGAGAAGAUGAGUUUUCAAGCACAGCAAGUCAGAAUACCAUACGUAAAGCGCCACCGGGACACUAACCGCAUUUUCCACGCAGGGUUUACGGUAUAUUUGUAUAAUUCACCUCUGUAUACUGUAUUUGAUACUUAACGUGGCACCGUAUAUGCCCCAUCCCAGCGGGCAAAAUGAUGUUUAUCCAACGUUGAAUCAACGUUGGAAAUAACCUUCCAGACGUUGGAUAGACGUUGAAAAAGGGUUGACUAUGCAAAUGGGAUCGACGUUACUGUUUCGACGUUGAAACAACGUUGAAAUUAGGUUGCCAAUCUCGUCAACCAUAAUUCAACGUUGAAUCCACGUUAAAACAAUGUUGAGAUUGGUUCACAAAUCGACGUCGUACAUUUAACCAUGAAUGAACGUUAAUUCAACGUCUGUUGGCUGCUGUUGAACCAAUGUUUGUAAAACAACGUCAGAGCAACGUAGACAUUAGGUUGUCGACGUCGCAACCUUUUUUCUACCAAAUUUCAACGUUGAAACAACGUCGUGUGCCCGGUGGCCGGUGGGAUGUAUAUGACGUAUUUCUGGUGUUUGAGUAAACUGUAAAGUAGUUAACAUUGCCAUUUGGAUUCUCUGUAUGUUGUUCAAUUGUGUUGCAGACCACACGCCGCCGCAGUAGCAGACUUCAUAAUUCUGGAAAUUCUCGGAACUCAUCUGAGUCGAACGACCCGAAGAAUCCACGCAGACCGUCUUCUCGUCUACGAACUUUACGCUCAAACAAGGUAAUACCAGUUUCAUCCUUAAGUACUGAUGCUUCUCUUCCUUUUUUCCUCAGAAUUUUCCUUUCUCGCUCCCCCCACCUUAAAGACAAUACACGUUUCUUCAACUCAAUAUUCGUUUGCGUUUUUUAAAUUCUGGAUAGCAACAUCCAUGAGGACCUCCUUUCGGUCCUGAAGAGUGCCGGAGUGCCGAAUAAGAACCAGUAAGCUGUUACACUGGGCCUCCAGGACAACAGUUUAGAACUGAUAAACCUCUCCAGUAUAAAUAAAGUUUCUUUAUUAAUGGUUUGGUAAAUACCGAAGUUGCAGCCAGGAUUGCACGAAUAAAGAUUUUGUUAGAAAACUUUAUUAACAAUCUUGUUAAAAUGUAUGACACUGACUAAAAAUGUUAAAAAGACGUUUCUGUCAAAAAUCUCCGACCUUCUUCGGUUAUAUGAGCAACUUAUUAAGGCCUGUUUUAUACGUCGAAUUUUGGUCGCGUCGAAUGCAAUUCAAACAAUAGAUAAUGAAGCUUAAUGAGGUUUAUCAUCUCAUUAUCUAUUGUCUUAAUUGCAUUCGACCCGACCAAAAUUCGACGUAUAAAACAGGCCUUAGUCAGUGUGAAACAUUUUAUCUUGAAUUUGCAACAAUGUACUUUCACAAGAGUUGCUAGGUGCAUGAUUAAUGUACAACCCAAUUGAUAUUGUUUUGCAUUCAGGAUAACAGUGAGGAAGAUGAUGAUAAUGAUCAGACCUUGGAGGGCGAAAUUACAUAUGAUGAUCCAAAAAGCAGAUACGAAAGACAGAAGAUUAUAGCUCAGUUAGAUGACUGUAGUCCUAAUGUAAAUAAAGAGCUUAACCUCAAAAGUAUUGCCGAUAAGCAGGUACGAUAUACACUUUUCUCGCGCUUUUUCGCGUCGCAGUUUCGAGGAAGGACAGAGUGCUACGCCUUUCGGUGACAGGAUGUUUGUCUUUUAUUCUAAACGUACUUUAUCUUAGCUAUGUCCUAAAACUUUACUUCAACUUUAUAGUAUUAAGAUAGUAUCAGCCCAGGUAUGCAACGAUUAUCAUUGGGACAGGCAUUCAGCCAGGCGGCCGUCCAACUGCCCUAUGGACAGCCACUUUUUGAGCGGCCUAAGAAAAUGUUUUCUUAAAACAGCAACUCGCAAGUUGUCUCAAACGUUGUCAGGAAACAUUAAAAUGAGGUUGAGAUAAGAUGAGCUUUUACCAAGGUCAGAUCGAAAGUUCGGUCGACAUUGAGUCAUGAUUGUGGUCAAGUUUGGUAAGAUUAAGAUGGGUUGUUUUAUAUAUGUUUUGCGUUCCUUGCAGGUGAAUAGAUCCACAAGAAAAGACGACUCUCCCUAUCAGAGAUCUGCAAUUAAAAAUGAACCUGUUUCCCCUACCUCGCCUCUUCACUCAUCGACCCCUACUGCACCACCUAUUGCUUUACAUAUUACUUCACGGUCUGAUCUUCCUGAGCCGGUCAGCCUGUUAGAUCCAGCUGAAGAGAUAGUACAAGUUGCGGAAAAACCUCGUCCGAAGUUCAUUCUUUCCACGAUGUCUCAACAAGAGAAGAUUGAUUACGGCGCUUUGAUUGAAGAUCUGGGCGGGGUGGUAUUUGAUUACCAGUUUUUUAACCCUUCAAGUCAAUAUACAAUUGCUGGACAGUUAAACAGGUUUGUCAUUCUUAAAUAGUUUGAUGAUCAUUCAUUCAUUCAGUCAGUCUUUGAAACAAGAAGGAAGUCUCUCUAAAAGAAACUUAAACUAUGAGUUUUUGUUCCAGUCAAAACCAUUAAAAACUAUCAUAUCUCUGGAGGAUGGUUCUGAAAUACACUUAAUACAUUUUGUGUGUGUUUAUGUUAUCUCCUCAGGUGAAUAUGAUAUUUAUGAUUUUACUCUGUUUGUGAGUGUGCAUCCAGAACGGGCAAGCUGAAAAGUUUGCCUGACCACGGUGAAUGCACACUCAGAGUAACAGCACAAACAUCAUAUUCACCUGAAUACAUAACACCAACACACACAAAAAGUAUCAUGUCUUAGAAUACAUUUAUAUCGAAGGAACUAGGCUCAGUUCCGAAAUAUCAUUAUCUCAAAACCUGACCUCGUACAGUUGGUAGAGUAUUGGACUUGUAUCCCAAAGGUCGCGGGUUCGAUUCCCACCCUGGUCAGGCAAACUUUUCAGCUUGCCCGGUGUGUAUGCAGACUAGCUCAGAGUAACAUCACAAACACAUUUGAUAGAUUCUCGUUAAUCCAUGCUGGGAGCUCUCUCAUAAGAUAUCUGGCAAUAAAGAGAACAUUUAGAAGAUGUGAAAGUUUUUGCCGUUACGUUUAUUAUAUUAUUACAAUAUCUGUCACGUUACAUUAUUUUUCUCUAUUUUAGGAAUGAAAAAUGUUUAUCGUCUGUAGCGGCUGGCAACUGGUUAUUACGAAAGUCAUAUUUAGAAGCAUGUCGUAAAGCGGGAUAUUUUGUCGAUGAAGAACCUCAUGAAUGGGGAGUUGAGAUACCUGGAGAAUCUUUGACAAGUUUAGGUGUGGCAUCACGCAAGUGGAGAAUUGAGUUAGCCAAGGUAACAUUUUUACAUGUUUUAAGAAAAGAGAUAAAUGCCUUGAAACCAGAUUGCAUUUAUAGUAGUAAAAUCCCUACAACAUAAUCUUUGAUAAUUAUGAGAUGUUGUUGCAUUUACUAACUCUAUUACUGUGUCUUAAAAUUUGUAAAGUAUUUUUAUAUGUUAAGUAUUUCUAAUUGUUAGUUUAAUAUUUUCGUAAUAUAAGCUUUACCCAUACCUUGUAACUAGGGCAUGCGAAUAAAGCAAUAAAUAGCAAAUAGCUUUGAAAUUUGUGACUUUCCAUAUAUUCAGGGGUGGAAAAAGUAUCCGACCACGGGACCAUUGGUCCCAGAAAAGUUCUUGAGUUCCUAGAAAAUAUUUUCCCAAGAAAGAAAAAAUUUGUAAUAAUUCAGAUAAAAAGGAGAAAUUCAGAGGAAAAUUUAUACCAUGACCUCAGAAAUGCAAUUAUAAGUGCGUCCAUCUUAAUAGACCCAUUGCACUGACGUCGCAAAUCCUUAGAGUGUCCUCCAGAUGCUCCCAAACAAUAUCUGUUCGGGUACAACAACCACAUACAGCGCAAAAACUAACCAUUUUAAUACAAAAUUAUUAUAAACUUUUACAAAAUUUGCUUUGUUCACAAAAGUUAUAUUAUGCAUAGAUUGCUAAUUUGUCCUCCAGAUGCAUCGUCAUCGGCGCAAUGGGUCUAUAGUGCGAUGGGUCUAUAAAUGUAUUACAGAAUGAUGUAACAAUUGUUGUACAAAUGCAUUUUUGGCCAAUCUGGGACACUUGAUGUUCUGGGAGAGCCUGGAUCCACCUGAUAGUGCCCCCUAGUAGUGCCCUUUUUUGGCAUCUGUAUUUACCUUAGGAUCCAACCUUUGAUGCAUGUUAUCUAAAUUAUAGUUUUAUGUUAUGUGCACUGAAAUAUUGUUUUCUGUAAAAUAUGGCAUGGCAUUCAGUUUUACAGCUUGUUGGUGUCACACAGUUACAGUGUCCGAGUGUCGAUUCACUUGAUUAUUUGCAGAAAAUUUUCAAUGUUCUCUUGCGGUCCCAGAAAGUAAAAUAUUUUUCCACCCCUGCAUAUACUGUAUUUGUACCAAACAUUAAGUUGGGAUUAGGAUAGGGUUAGGAUGAUGGCCUGUCUUGCGUGUGCUCUGUUUUGUCCGGAAAAAAUGUCCGACCAAUUGAGCAUUUGGUCGGACAAACUGUAAUUUGGGUUACAUUUUCAUGUCACGCAGUCACGAAAUAUGAUUGGUUAGGAGGUUAGGGUUAGGGAUAGGGAUUGGAUUAGGUUUCGUGAUUGCAUGACAUGAAAAGAUAACCGUAAUUUGGUCGGAAAAUGUACGAUGUCCAACCGUUAUUUCAGACUGUGGUUCUCAGUCAAGUGGAAUAAAAAUUUCCAUAUGAUGGCUUUACCCCACCUGACCGGGAUGGAAUUUUUUUACCGAUUUUGACGUAUACAGGGUGUCCCAAAAAACCCCGAAAACUAUUGAAAUCACCAAUAACAAUUUAAUUGUUAGAAUUUGAAUGCCUUAGCGCUCUGUUGGUUCCCACGAGUGCAUAAAUGAUUGACAUAAGUAAAUUUUAUGCAUAAAGAAACUGUUUAAGAAGCUGUUUUUAAUUCCCAGGAGCAGAAAAUCGCGCACUUUAGCAGGAGAUAUUCGUAACUAAAUUCUAAUACAUGCACCUUGUCAAUUUUUACGCAUCAUUACGUCCAGCUGUUUGGUAGGGCAUUCAAAUUUAACAAUAAGUGAUUUCAAUAGUUUUCGGGGUUUUUUGGGACACCCUGUAGUAUACAUAGUAUUGAAGGCAUACAGUUGAAAAAUAUAAACAAAAAUAUAUACAUCAAUAGACCUAAACAGACAGUGUAAGCCCACAAGAAACGUAUUGUGCUCACUUUUGUUGUAGAAAUCUGCGCUGUAUGAAAGGAAAUUCGGUGCAUUUCAAGACUGGAAAGUAUUGUUGUGUGUUGAAGAGAGUAAAGCUGGAUCGUUUACCAGAAUGUUAGAAGCUGGCGGGGCUAAAGUACUGGGAAGUACACCACCAUUUCAGAACAUCGCUCAUGUUACUCAUGCUUUUAUCAGUAAGUUUAAUAUUCAGGGACAUUUUUAGGAUAAUUAACAAUUAUUCGCCUAAGGCGAGGUGAUUAUCGGUGAAUAAAAACCGAGACAAAGUCGAGGUUUUUGGUCACGAUAAUCACCGAGCCUGAGGUGAAUAAUUGUUUUAGUAUAACUUCAUAGGUGAUUAUUUGGGAAAAAAUAAAAAUACACAUUUCUCAUUUACUUUGACAAAACGGUUUGCCGCCAUUUUGAAAAACUCUUUAUAGGUGAUUAUCGCUUUAUAAUCACCUCUUCAGCAACCAAUCAGCGUGGAGAAUAAUCACCUAUGUAAUUAUACUAAUAUUUAUUAUAAGUAGGUUUUUUCAAGUACGUCUGGAGCAGUUGCGAAAAAUGCAAGUCCGGCACGAAUAUGAUUCCUGCCAGAGGGCCCAUGGUCUAAUAAAUGUAUAAAAUAUACAGUCAAGAUUUCCAUCUAUAAAACCCUUCAACAAUUAGUUCUAUCGAGUGAGAUACCCGAAAUCCUAACAAUCCAUGGGGGCGGUGGGAUAGGCGCUGCACCUCCCCCAAUAUAUUUCCACCUGCCCCAGCACUUCCACCGAAAUCCGGCCUUGAACAAAAUAGGGCUUACUGGGCCGACCGCAGUCGGCUUAGUGGGUUAAUACUACAUGUUGAAUAUCUGAAUAUCCGUGCUUUGUUCCUGCGUUUAUAGGUCCUGGUGCCACCCUUGUUAAUAACAUCGACUUUGAUCGUCUGGAACACGCUGGCAUACUGAUUCUCAGAACUGAUUACAUUGUUGACUACCUGACUGCUGGGAACACCUCGCCAGAUUUAUCGAAAUACUCGUAUCGACCCGCGAGCUCAAACAUGUCUUCCAGGAAACGUAAGCAGCGCGAAUCCAAUUUGCCGGAGACUCCAGGGAAGAAGAAAAGAGAAAAUUAGAGGUAUGGAAUAACUCAUACACACGCAGGAAAGAAUUUACAUACGAAAGUGAAUUCUGUAAAUCGUCUAUUAGCGCCCCCUCCCCCCUUCCCAUCAAAUAUGCUCCCGCCCUCUCCAAUUAAUAAGAGAGCUUAAGCUUCGCGUUAUACGUCAAACGGUAACCGCCAGGCAAAGAAAAAUUUUACGGUAUCAGGCAAUAAAGAGUAAGUGAACGUGCUGUUUUAAAACUGCAAUGCAUGAUUAUUAUUUUGGCACAAGAAAUAAAAUAUGAAACGAAAACGUUCAACGAAAAUUUUGCCAAGAAAAUUCGAACCUCCCGUUUGCCGUUCCCGGAAACGUGAAGCUUAAACUCCCUAAUAACCAACCCCCCACCCCUUACAGGAAAAAUGUUUAAACCUCUGCUCUAACUCUUAAGCACCCCUCACCCUCUGCGUUUUGGUUAAUUAACAUAAGAUCCCCUCUCCAUUCAGCCCCUGUCACUGGAAAUGUUUUUCAAAAUUCUUACUAUGAAAAUAGUAUGGAAAUCCAAUUUUCAUACUGAUUGCAAUUUCCACACUAUGGAUAUAGUCUGAAAAUAGUAUGGAUAUACCAUGGAUUCAGUGAUGCUAUUGCAAGUCCCAUACAGGCACAUUUCCCUAUCUUUUUUCCGGUUUGUCUUCAAUAAAGGCGGCUUAAUAGAGUAUUUACGGUAUAUCACUAUAUUUUUGUAAAUACACAUAUUGCAUAUAUGUUUUUGCUGUUCUCUGCAUCUCUUAGAACCUAUAGUAUGAACAGUUUAAAGCAUGGAAGGAUAAGAUAUGCUAUUUUUAUUUUCUAUUACAGUAGAUAUUGUAUAGUUCUGAGUAUUUUUAACAUUGUACAAGUUCACAUCGUACUGGUCAUUAUCGUCAAUUUGAAAACAAUUCCAAAAAUAUUUUAAAACGACAUGUAAAAAAAUAAAAUUGCACCUUGUAUAAAAAUCCAAUGAUGUUAAAAAUUAUUAAAUGUUUUUUAAAAAUAAUACGUGUUAUACAGUUUUAUGUUUUACAUGCUGUGAUUUUAGUUUUUUUAUUUGAAAGAACGGAGAUAGGAACUUGUUGGACGAAAGACGA
Messenger RNA from Paramuricea clavata, 20268 nucleotides. The record is from the annotation of a GenBank genome assembly. Lineage: Eukaryota; Metazoa; Cnidaria; Anthozoa; Malacalcyonacea; Plexauridae.